Lachancea fermentati is the source of this 897-nucleotide messenger RNA. The record is from the annotation of a GenBank genome assembly. Lineage: Eukaryota; Fungi; Ascomycota; Saccharomycetes; Saccharomycetales; Saccharomycetaceae.
AUGAGCAGCAUCUAUGACUUCAGGCUACGCGUUAACGUACCUCAGGAUGAGAAUCAUGGUGGACAGGCCUUAUAUUAUCCUUCGAAGCUCUCGGCAAGAGCGCCGAACGCAUCUCAUCGAACACAUCGGGUCCAUGCUGCGUUUCCAAAGCAUAUUGAGCCCUUACCUUUAAACAGCAACGACAUACAGCUGAAGGACCUCAUAAAAUCUGACCCUGAUUGCACUACAAUAGAUUCAGAGACACUGAACUUGGUGAACUAUAUAAGACAGCCUGAAAAACUUCGCACUAGCAGUGGUUUGUCUUGGUUAGAGAUGUUUGCGGGCGACCAGACACUCCAUGAUUCGGCGAACUCCCUUCAUGUAGAGAAGACUAGACCCUUUCAACAAGUCGAAUCCCUUGAAACCUUCGUCCCCAUCACAGUCAGGCCCAAUAAGUUACUUCCGAUUUCAGAACGAUUGGAUUUGUCGCCAUUAAUGCGUUCUCAUCUAUUGCAACAUGAUGCAGUUCCGUUCUUCAAUUGUGAGCGAUACGAAACUAGAUUGGAGCCAGAUGACUAUGAAGGAAUCUGUCUGGCUAUCCUGGAAAAUGAGAUACUUCCUAUUACUGAAAAUGAACAGCCUAUAUUCGAAAGGCAAUUGGAGUUGAAUGAGAUUAGAACUUGUACACGCUGGUAUCAUUAUCCUCUAUAUUACCUAUUUGGUAUUGAUAGAACGGGCUUCUUUGCUCUGAACGAAAUUAAGAAAGACUUUUGUGACUAUCCAUGGUCUAGAUUUACACGACCAAGACCCGAUGACGUUGAAUGCUAUUUCGGUAAGGUAAAUGAGGACGCGGUUGAUCCUUUGGAUAUUCCUGAUUUUGAUACAAAAUCCGAAAUGUCCCUUGACCUUUACAUUUAG